Phyllotreta striolata is the source of this 882-nucleotide messenger RNA. The record is from the annotation of a GenBank genome assembly. Lineage: Eukaryota; Metazoa; Arthropoda; Insecta; Coleoptera; Chrysomelidae.
ACGAAAUAUAAUUAAUUUUUAUGUUCCGAAAAAAAAGAGGAAGAAAAAUUGAGGUUAUAAAUUUAUAAAUCAAAAAUAUAUUUUCGAAAUCAACUUUUUAAACGAUGUUACGAAGAUUUACCGUUAGAAUUACCAAAUCUCUGAGCGAUUAUGCGAUAAAAAAGCAAUUUUCGACGAUUUCAUCGAACUAUUUCCACCGAAAUUCAACCAAUCACCAAAAAAACGCAAUUCAAACGCAAUUCGUCAGGAACUACGCCAAAGGAAAAGACAAGAAAAAGGAAAAAGGCAAGGCUAAAAUAGUAGUAAACGAUGGUCAAUUAAUGGAGCAUGUGAGCCUAGAAUCGAUGAGAAAACAAAUGGAAAGGGCGACGGAACAAUUGAAAUUGGAUUUUACGAAGAAUUUAACCGUUCGAUCUACGACUGGUUCCAUCGAAUCGAUUCUCGUCCCAUUCGACGAUCAGGAACACACCCUCCAAGAACUCGCCCAAAUAUCCAGGAAAAAUCCCAAAACUGUAAUAAUAAACAUGUCUUUGUUUCCUCAAGCGAUCCCUUCGGUUUUGAAAGCCAUCGAAAAGUCCGGACUGAAUUUGAAUCCCCAACAGGACGGGACGACUUUGUACAUACCGAUACCCAAAGUCACGAAAGAACAUCGAGAAGCCCUCACGAAAAACGCCAAACAAUUCUUCGUGAAAUGCAAAGAUAACAUCAGAGAUGUGCAAAUAAAAUACGCGAAACAAAUAAAAAAUAAAUCUAGCAUAUCCCAAGAUGAUGCUAGAAAUAUGGAGGCCCAAUUAGUUGCUAUAGCAAAUGAAUAUAUCGAUAGAGGGGAGAAAAUGUACGAGAGAAAAUGCGAAGAAUUGAUUGGGAAAGAUUGAUUUUUUU